AUGGGAUCCGGGUGCGGUAAACGUGGGCGUGGGGGCAGGCUGGCUGCACUCGCUCGCCGGGCUGGUGAAGCGCCGGCUCAGCGGCUACGUGAAGUGGCACCAUCUUGCAGCGCGCCGCGACCACGACCACCACCACCACCACGGCCACCAGCAGCAGCGCCACCAGCAGCUGCACAGAUGGGGCACGAGCGAGAGUUGGAGCGUCCCAGCAUCCCCUCUGCCGCCGCGGGCCCCGCCCCCGCGCCCCGCAGACUAGCACCCGCCCCCAUUUCCCCAACGGCGGUCAGCUCGCCCAGGCCUUCGCCCGACCGGGCGCCCCCAAGCCCGUCUGGUGCACGCAGGCCUUCGCACCGAAACAGGCCUGGCCUGAGAAACGCCUCCCGAAGGCACCCGCUGACCAGGCCGCAGAUCGCUUCCCAAAACAAACGUGGCCCGCCCAGCCGAUUAAGUCUUAACUCCGCCUCACCAACCCCU
Messenger RNA from Iphiclides podalirius (scarce swallowtail), 474 nucleotides. The record is from the annotation of a GenBank genome assembly. Lineage: Eukaryota; Metazoa; Arthropoda; Insecta; Lepidoptera; Papilionidae.